This is a messenger RNA of Suncus etruscus (white-toothed pygmy shrew), 580 nucleotides long. It is a transcript of the gene CCDC167, whose product is annotated as coiled-coil domain containing 167. NCBI's taxonomy places the organism in Eukaryota, Metazoa, Chordata, Mammalia, Eulipotyphla, Soricidae. The record is from RefSeq and is a predicted model, not a curated record. The coding region runs from base 12 to 305 and encodes 97 amino acids. The transcript has 4 exons.
CAACGAGUAACAUGACCAAAAAGAAGCGGGAGAGUCGGGGCAUCGCUCUAGAGAUUGAUGGACUCGAGGAGAAGCUUUCCCAGUGUCGCAGAGACCUGGAUGAUGUGAACUCCAGGCUCUCUGAGUCGGAGCUGAGCCCAGAGGCCAGGAAGUCUCUGGAGAAGGAGAAAAAGAGCCUGAAGAGCAAAGUCUCCAACUACGAGAAGGAGCUCAAAGUGCUUCGGAGGGAGAACAGGAAGAAUAUGCUGUUGUCUGUAGCCAUCUUCAUUCUCCUGAGCCUCAUCUAUGCCUAUUGGACCAUGUGAACUGUUACUCUGCUCUUAAGAGGCCUCCCUUGGUUCCCUGGACAGGACCAGGCAGGCCCCUGCAGUCCCAGGAGGUUCAGGGAGAGGGCUGGGGCUGGAGGUUUAAGCAAAAGAUCCCCCUGCCCAAAUAGGGGAGCAGGACUUCCUGUGGGCCCAGCCCUUCUCGCCUCCCUCAAGCUUUUGUGCUAAGGAAGGAGCCUGCAGAACGACAUUCUGCAGGCUCCUCCAUUUGCCCAAGGGGAAGACAAUAAAGUUGCUCUUGUCUGCUGAGUAAA